Messenger RNA from Pogona vitticeps (central bearded dragon), 1850 nucleotides. The record is from RefSeq and is a predicted model, not a curated record. Lineage: Eukaryota; Metazoa; Chordata; Lepidosauria; Squamata; Agamidae.
CCUUCCCCUCUGGAGCUGUUUUAACUGUGCAGCCAGGAUGCACGGCAGGCUGAAAGUGAAGACGACAGAAGAGCAGGCUGAAGCCAAACGCCUCGAACGGGAGAAGAAGCUACGCCAAUAUGUGACAGUCACCAGAGCCAUUUUUGAGAAGAGGAAAACGGGACAGCUGGACAAAGAGGCCCUGGAACUGACCAGUCAAGUCUUGGGUGCGAACCCAGACUUUGCCACCCUCUGGAACUUCCGACGGGAGAUCUUUCUUCACCUGGAGAAGGAGGCCCCGGAGGAGAUGCAAUCCCUCUGCAAGGCGGAGCUCUCCUUCCUGGAAUCCUGCCUGCGUGUGAACCCCAAAUCCUACGGGACGUGGCACCAUCGCUGCUGGGUGAUGCAGCACAUCCCAGAGCCGAACUGGGCCCGGGAGCUUGAGCUUUGCAGCAAAUUCUUGGAGACGGACGAACGCAACUUUCACUGCUGGGACUAUCGUCGCUUUGUGGUCCAGCACUCGCAGGUCCUCCCGGAGGAUGAGCUGGCCUUCAGUGACAGCCUCAUCACCCGGAACUUCUCCAACUAUUCCUCCUGGCAUUACCGCAGCCUCCUCCUUCCAAAGCUUUACCCGGACCCCCAGCAGCAAGGCCGGAUCACCGAAGAAAUCCUGCUGAAAGAACUGGAACUGGUGCAAAAUGCCUUCUUCACCGAUCCGAACGAUCAGAGCGCGUGGUUCUAUCAUCGCUGGCUCCUGGGAAGAGCUGAUCCGGAACCGACGAUCCGUUGUGUCUACGUCAACAGAGAGGACGCCACCUUGGCUGUGGCUUUCUCCCACCCUGUGGCGAUCGCUCCGGCCUCUCACGACCUGAUUGUGUUCGGGGACGAGUCGCCUCUGGUGGUCCGUUGGCGUACCCCUGACGGAAGGAACCAGCCGGGAUAUAUGUGGCUGUGUGACUUGCCGGCUUCGGCCCUCAACGACCACUGGCCCCAGCAUACCUUCCGGGUUCUGUGGGCCGAGAGCGACGCCCAGAAAGAGUGUGUCCUUUUCAAAGGACACAAAGAUUGCUGGAAUCAGGAUUCGGUGACCGAGGAACAAGUGUUCAGGUGUGAGCUCUCCACGGAGAAGUCCACCGUCCUGCAGUCGGAACUGGAAUCCUGCAAAGAACUGCAGGCUCUGGAGCCAGAAAACAAAUGGUGCCUCUUGACAAUCAUCUUCCUCAUGAGAGCCUUAGAUCCUCUGGUUUACGAGCAGGAAACCCUCAGCUAUUUCACAACCCUGAAGGCUGCCGAUCCCAUGCGUUCGGCCUACCUGGAUGAUCUGCGCAGCAAGUUCCUGGUGGAGAACAGCAUCCUCAAGAUGGAGUAUGCUGAUGCCCGGGUUGUCGACUUGUCUCAAAGGGGUCUCACUUUCCUCUGCCACCUCGAACACCUGCUGCUGGUGACCCACAUGAACCUCUCGGAGAACCGCCUCCGCAGCUUGCCUCCCACGCUGGCCAUGAUGCGCUGCCUUGAGGUACUGGAGGUGGAUGACAACCGGAUCGAGACCCUCGAAGGCCUGCCGCCUCUCCCCUGCCUUGAGGAGCUCUCCCUCUGCAACAACCGCCUCCGGCGCCCCUCCGACCUCCAGCCUCUGGCCUCCUUCCCGAAGCUUGCCCACCUCAACCUAAGGGGCAACCCUCUGUGCCAAAUCAAGGGCAUCCAGUCGGAGCUCACCGCGCUACUACCCAACGUGGCCACCAUCCUCACCUGAUGGGCUCCUGGGGAGCUCCUCUAUCCUCUGAUUCCCCCGUGAGCCUCCCCUUCCUUCCCCCAGUGCACCGACACCUUUAAUUUAUUGGCAUGAGACGAUUAAAUGCAGAAAAACUGGC